UAGUAAUCUGUGGGAGUUUAUUUAUAACAUAUUGCUAUGAGUAAUAAAACUAUUCUUUCUUUUUAUCGUACACACUUUAUUUACGAAUGUGGAUAUUAAUUUAAAAUAUGGUAUUUAGUAAACUUAUAGAUUUAUAGAACACAUUAAUAAUAAUUUUGCCAUAUUUGUACCACGCGGGUGUACUGUGAUUUGUUCAGAGCUACAAUUUAAAGUGUAAUAAUAUUUGUUGAUUAUAUUUUGAUUUUGUACUAGUUUACAAGUAUAAAUAUAUAAUGAGCUCGCGACAUCGUGACCGAAGUCGCUCCCGUGAUCGGGAUCGCCAUAAGGAUCGAGAUCGCGAAAAGACUCGUGAUCGCGAUAGAGAUCGUGACAAAGAUCGUGACCGCGACCGCGACCGGGACCGGGACCGGGACCGCGAGCGAGACCGCGAUAGGGGCCGCGAUAGAGAUCGGAGUCACCGUUCCAAGAGGGACAAAGAUAGGGAGCGCAGUCGAAGUCGGGACCGUCAUAAGGAGAAGCGUAGCCGAAGCCAGUCCCACUCGAGGAGUCGCAGUCGUGGGAGAAAAUCUAAAGACAGGGAUGGCACAAUUGCAUUGCUGGAUCAGAUGGUGGGCACAACCACCAAAGCUACCGCUCGUCAGGUGACCAGCACCACCACUAUAAACCCCGCCACUCAGGCGGCCAUCCUCGCUGCUGCAGCUGUUGCUCAGACGUUUGUGGCGCAGCGGCGUAUCGCGGCGCCGGUACAGCCGGCGGCGGCGGCGGCGGCCGCGCUAUCGGCCGCUACGGCCAUCCCGCCGCCCACCUCCGUGCAGCAGAAGCUCGAGCAGCUGCAGGCGCGCUCCGAGUCGCGCUACCGGGAUAAGCCGCAGCACCACGACUACCAUCCCGAUGACGACAAGGACGACGGUCAAGGCCCGCCCGGCGAGACGGCGGCGGAGCGGCGCGCGCGGCGGCGGCGCACGCGCUGGACGGGCUCGGAGCACGACAAGACGUUCAUCCCGGGGCUGCCCACCGUGCUGCCCUCCACGCUCACGCGCGACCAGGAGGAGCAGUACCUGCUGCAACUGCAGAUCGAGGAGGUGAGCCGCAAGCUGCGCUCCGGCGACCUGGGCAUCCCGGCCAACAUCGAGGAGAGGUCGCCGUCGCCGGAGCCGAUCUACUCGACGGACGGCAAGCGGCUGAACACGCGCGAGUACCGCACGCGCCGCAAGCUGGAGGAGGAGCGCCACCGCCUCGUGCAGCGCAUGCAGCAGAUCAACCCCGAGUUCAAGCCGCCGCCCGACUACAAGCCGCCGAUCAUCCGCGUGCACGACAAGGUGAUGAUCCCUCAGGAGGAGCACCCCGACAUCAACUUCGUGGGGCUGCUCAUCGGGCCGCGCGGCAACACGCUUAAAGCGAUGGAGAAAGAGACGGGCGCGAAGAUAAUAAUCCGCGGCAAGGGCUCGGUGAAGGAGGGCAAGGUGGGCCGCAAGGACGGGCAGCCGCUGCCGGGCGAGGACGAGCCACUGCACGCCUAUAUCACCGCCACCAACGCGGACUGCGUCAAGAAGGCCGUCGAGAAGAUCAAGGAGGUGAUCCGGCAGGGUGUGGAGGUGCCCGAGGGGCAGAACGACCUGCGGCGCAUGCAGCUGCGCGAGCUGGCCCAGCUCAACGGCACCCUCCGCGAGAACGACGCCGUCCGCUGCGCCAACUGCACCGCCACCGACCACAAGACCUGGCUCUGCCCGGACAAGCCCAACGUGACCAACAGCAUCGUGUGCUCGUCGUGCGGCGGCGCGGGCCACAUCGCGCGGGACUGCCGCGCCAAGCGGCCCGGCCAGCACGCGCCCUCCCACGCCAGCAAGGCCAAGAUCGACGAGGAGUACAUGUCGCUGAUGGCGGAGCUGGGCGAGGCGCCGCCGGGCGGCGCGGGCGGCGGCGGGCCGCCGGGAGGAGGCCCGGCGCGGCGCUACGGCGGCCCAGUGUUCGGGCCGGCGCAGCCGCUGCGGUCCAUCAUGCCCGCGCCCGGCGGCGCGGGCGCAGCGCUGCCGCCGGCCAGCUUCCCCAUGCACGGCCAGCCCGCGCCCUGGCUCGGCGUGGCGAACAACCAGCCGCCGCCGCCGGGCAGCGCGGCGCCGCCGCCGCCGCCGCCGCACCACCACCCGCCGCCGCACCCACAACACCCGCCCAUCUCCCACCACCAGGGGGAUAACAAAAUGGGCCCGCCGGGCGGACCGCCGCACAUGCCGCCGCCGCCGCCACCCGGGCUGCUGGGGCUGCCGCCGCCGGGCUGGCGCGCGCCGUUCAACCCGCCGCCGUGGGCCGCGCCGCCGCCGCCCGCCUACCUGGCGCCGCCGCCGCCGCCGCCGCCCGUCUCCUCCGCCUAGUUGCACACCACCGUCACCACCGUCACCACCGUCACCACCGCCGCCGCCGCAGCCGCCGCGCAGGCACACUCUUUCGGUCAAUUCAGGCUCCUUUCGAUUUUCUUAUUGUACUCUAUUUAUUUAUUUAUACUUUUGCACACAUGGAAAAAUGUCUACAGGGCGGACUUAAUGCCUGAUGGCAUUCUCUACCAGUCAACCACCACGCCAAACAGAGAGAGCAAGCGGCGGUGCACAGAUUUAAGAAAAUAGCAAAUUAAAUAAAUAUUUUAAGAGAUAACAAUCUACGUAUUCAUAUUAUUUCUGGAAAAUCUAAAAUACUUUGUUUUGUUCCCUGUCCAAGAAAUAUCUACUUUUUUCUCCCUAAACAAUUCAGAAACUGCCUUUUCUAAAAUAAUAUGAAAAUCAUUAAUUUGCUAUCUUGUGGGAAAUAAUUGUAUAAUAAUUCAUGAAUGGGUCGGUGGAUGCCCUUACAGUGACUGUUAUUUCUUAUUACAUAAUUCCUAUACAUUCCUGACUAUAUGAAUGAAGUUUAAAUCAAUUUUCAAUCAAUUCUAUUAACAGAAUAUAUGUAAUGAACACUUGCUAAGUGUUCACUUCAGCUUUCUCACUGUACUGGGUUGACUGGAAGAGAUCUCUGUCAGAGACAAGUCCACCCUUGCUCGCAACAUGUAUAAAUACAUUAUUUUAUAUGUAACUUACAAGUGCAAUAAAGUAUAUAUAUGUAUAAUAUUGACUCGUUCCCCAAAUGCGUUAUAUGAAGCAAUAGUUUUUACUGAAGGAUGAAACUGAUCGCUAGCUGACUCGUGUGACGGACCAUUGGUCACUUUCCUCACUGUAAUAGCGUAUAAUUAUGCACUUUUAAUAAAAUUAUAUAAAGUGAACUA
Galleria mellonella (greater wax moth) is the source of this 3253-nucleotide messenger RNA. It is a transcript of the gene SF1, whose product is annotated as splicing factor 1. Bases 273 to 2369 code for a protein of 698 amino acids. NCBI's taxonomy places the organism in Eukaryota, Metazoa, Arthropoda, Insecta, Lepidoptera, Pyralidae. The record is from RefSeq and is a predicted model, not a curated record. Gene Ontology annotation, molecular function: mRNA binding; zinc ion binding. The transcript has 16 exons. Gene Ontology annotation, biological process: regulation of mRNA splicing, via spliceosome. Gene Ontology annotation, cellular component: nucleus.